This is a messenger RNA of Syngnathus typhle (broad-nosed pipefish), 2798 nucleotides long. RefSeq names its product probable ATP-dependent RNA helicase DDX17. Gene Ontology annotation, molecular function: ATP binding; RNA helicase activity; RNA binding. Gene Ontology annotation, cellular component: cytoplasm; ribonucleoprotein complex; nucleus. Gene Ontology annotation, biological process: alternative mRNA splicing, via spliceosome. The coding region runs from base 337 to 2298 and encodes 653 amino acids. The transcript has 13 exons. The record is from RefSeq and is a predicted model, not a curated record. NCBI's taxonomy places the organism in Eukaryota, Metazoa, Chordata, Actinopteri, Syngnathiformes, Syngnathidae.
AGCAACCAACCAAUCAACGUGGCCUAUGUACCCAGCCGAAUUGCUAAGCUAACAACAUAGCUGUUAUCUUCACUUGAACAGCAGUCUAAACGUCUUCACUAUCACUAAAGAUACGCUACUUCGUUUAUUUUUUUGUUUACCAAAACUAAGCUUUUUUUAAACGACGCCAUAGUUGAAUACAACCAGCGUUACACGUUGCUCAUCUUUUGUCCGAACCAGAACUCGCGUUGGUUUGUAUUUGUAGCUUCUUUCAGAAACCCCGAAAAAAGCUAACUCGGGAAAAGCCUACGAAAUCUAGACAAUCUCUUUAUUUCCUUAGGGAGCAAAAUCUUCAAAAUGAGAGGUUCUUACGGAGACCGAGACCGUGGUCGUGACAGGGGAAGCCCUCGUUUCGGCUCCAGCAGAAGCAGCUCAUCAUCGAUCAAAAAAUUCGGCAGUCCAGGUGAACGUUUACGGAAGAAAAGAUGGGACCUGGAUGAACUCCCCAAAUUCGAGAAGAACUUUUACACCGAGCAUCCGGAAGUACAACGCACGAGUCAGUAUGACGUCGAGGAGUACAGAACUAAGAAAGAAAUAACUAUUCGAGGUUCAGGCUGCCCAAAGCCUGUCACCGGAUUCCAUCAAGCAAAGUUUCCUCAAUAUGUGAUGGAUGUCUUGACGCAGCAAAAUUUCAAGGAGCCCACAGCAAUUCAGUCUCAAGGAUUCCCUCUAGCCCUCAGUGGGAGGGACAUGGUUGGAAUCGCACAGACUGGUUCUGGGAAGACUCUGUCGUAUCUGCUGCCAGGUAUUGUGCACAUCAACCAUCAGCCCUAUCUGGAGCGUGGAGAUGGACCCAUUUGCUUGGUUCUGGCCCCCACAAGGGAACUGGCACAGCAGGUCCAGCAGGUGGCGCACGACUAUGGAAAAUCAUCCCGCAUUAAAACCACUUGUGUGUACGGGGGUGCUCCCAAAGGACCGCAGAUCCGAGAUCUGGAGAGAGGAGUUGAAAUCUGCAUCGCCACUCCGGGUCGCCUGAUUGACUUUCUUGAGGCGGGGAAGACCAACCUGCGACGUUGCACGUAUUUAGUUCUGGAUGAAGCUGAUCGGAUGCUGGAUAUGGGAUUCGAACCUCAAAUUCGCAAAAUUGUCGACCAGAUCAGGCCGGAUCGACAGACGCUGAUGUGGAGCGCCACCUGGCCAAAAGAGGUCCGUCAACUGGCCGAAGACUUCCUCAAAGACUACGUGCAGAUAAAUGUGGGCGCGCUUGAGCUCAGUGCGAACCACAACAUCCUUCAAAUAGUUGACGUGUGCAUGGAUAGUGAAAAAGACAACAAGUUAAUACAGCUGAUGGAAGAGAUUAUGGCUGAGAAAGAGAACAAGACAAUCAUCUUUGUGGAGACCAAGAAGCGAUGUGAUGACCUCACACGUAGGAUGAGACGUGAUGGGUGGCCGGCGAUGUGCAUUCAUGGUGACAAGAGCCAGCCGGAGAGAGACUGGGUGUUGACAGAGUUCCGCAGUGGCAAAGCUCCAAUCCUCAUCGCUACCGAUGUGGCUUCCCGUGGUUUGGAUGUGGAGGAUGUCAAGUUUGUCAUCAACUAUGACUACCCCAAUUCCUCGGAAGACUACAUCCAUCGGAUCGGACGCACGGCCCGCAGCAACAACAAAGGCACGGCGUACACUUUCUUUACUCCGAGUAACCUCCGCCAGGCUCGUGAUCUGAUCCGGGUUCUUGAGGAGGCCAGACAGGCUAUCAAUCCCAAACUGCUGCAGCUGGUCGACACCGGACGUGGCGGCGGAGGAGGCGGAGGUGGCCGUUCCCGUUUCCGAGUCGGUUCCUCUUCCGACAAUCCCAACUUGAUGUACCAAGACGAGUGUGAGCGUCGAAUGCGCUCGGUCGGGGGAGGCGGCAGCAGCAGCAGCAGCAGCAGCGCCCGCGGGAGCAGCAGCUACAGCCGUGACGACCGCGACUCCCGUGACGCCCGUGACAGUCGAGGCUCAAGCAGCCGGGACGGCGACUCCUCUUCAUCCUCGUCUUACAGAGAUCGCAGCAGCAGGAAUGGAGGGCGCAGCUAUGUCUCCACCAGCAGCAGCAGCUCAUACCAGAAAGAUAGCAUUAACAACAGCAGUAGUAGUACAGGCCAGUAUAGCUGUCCCGUGGUGGGCUCCUCAGCAGUGGCAGGCGAAAUGGGGCCAGUCCCACCCCCCUUGUCAGUUCCCCAGCCUCUCAUGGCCCAGCAAUUACUCCUGCCCCAACCUGUGAUGGGCCUGAUGGGGCACGCUCCCUUUGAGUUUGCUCAGCCUCCACCACCUGGCACAUGAUCGUCGUCGGCCUGGCCGCUUCACUUGCUGAUUAAUUAGGUACAAAAAGAGAAAUAGGUCUCCGCUGCAAAGGAAGCAAAAAUAUCGACCAAUAGAACAGCGACGUCUGACUAGACAAGAUUUAUUAAAUCAAUGAUUGGAGAGAUUUAAUCUUAGAUUUAGUUCUUACAGUGUCACAUACUAUUUGAAAUUUUUUUUGGGGUGAGUUUGUCGACAACCCGAACAGAAAGCUUAUUUGCCUGUUCAGCACAAAUUUAUCAUUAUCUGAUGACGGCAAGGUUUCGCAGAAUUCUUUUUUUGUAAUUGUACCUAAUGAAUCAGAAAGUAUAUUUUGUAUAUACAUAAUAUACUGUUGUCAUAUGGCUGUAUUUUAACUGUAGUAGUGAGUAGUUUUGACCGAAGCUUUUGAACACGUUUGUACCAAAAUGGUUUUCUGUGAAUACAAGGUAGCUGGGGAUUUAGAUUGUUAGAAACUUCAUGCAUUAAAGAAGCAUAUCUAA